AGAAUUUUUAGACGCAAUAAUGGAACAAAAUUAUUUGAAAAAAUUGUAGCUCAGAGUCGGAUCACCUUUUUGCAUGGAUCCGACCCGAAAUGCAAUCCGUUUUUUAAAUAAGUAAAUGACAAUUAAUACCCCUGGCACUCGACACGUUUGACAGUUUGAGCAAAGAAAAACGAUUAUAUUUUUCCUCUGAGGAUCGUCGAUCAUCAGUUUCUGGGAAUUAGCUGCUACAGAUUUGUUCCGUCUUGAGUUACGAAAUCAUGAUACAUUUUGUGCUUCUAGUUAGCCGGCAAGGAAAGGUAAGGCUCACCAAAUGGUAUUCACCUUACGCACAGAAGGAAAGAUCUAAGGUUAUACGUGAACUCAGUGGAGUUAUCUGCAAUUUUGUUGAAUGGAGAGGCUACAAAGUUGUUUACAAAAGAUAUGCAAGUCUCUACUUCUGCAUGUGCAUUGAUCAGGAGGAUAACGAGUUAGAGGUCCUUGACAUCAUUCAUCACUAUGCUGAGAUUCUCUGGGAGCUUCAAGAGUCAAGCAAGAAAACAGUUGCCAGGAUUAUAUCCGCUCAGGAUCAACUGGUGGAGGUUGCAAAAGAGGAGACCACUUCGAUAAGUAACAUAAUCGCUCAGGCUACUAAGUAGUUUCUUUCAUCAUCUAUGCACUCUUAUGCAGUUAAAACAUGUUCCUUGUCUCCUGCUACACUAGUUGUUUUGAGAUAUCUUCAUCCAAUUUUUUUUCUCUCAGAGGGAUUGUCGUCUUAAAGCGUAACUUCGAUAGAUGAAAUAUGUUUUGAUUUGGUUCAUAAACAAGUAGAGAUAAACAAAGUUUGUCUACAUGUUAUCCGAUUCUAUUCUUUAAUUGUGAAUCCAAAUGUCUACUAUUUCA
Molecule: messenger RNA, 879 nt
Organism: Arabidopsis lyrata subsp. lyrata
Lineage: Eukaryota; Viridiplantae; Streptophyta; Magnoliopsida; Brassicales; Brassicaceae
Product: AP-1 complex subunit sigma-2
Biological process (GO): vesicle-mediated transport; intracellular protein transport
Cellular component (GO): intracellular membrane-bounded organelle; membrane coat
Source: RefSeq, a predicted model, not a curated record